This is a messenger RNA of Ruditapes philippinarum (Manila clam), 2491 nucleotides long. RefSeq names its product aspartate--tRNA ligase, cytoplasmic-like. Gene Ontology annotation, molecular function: ATP binding; aspartate-tRNA ligase activity; RNA binding. Bases 326 to 1897 code for a protein of 523 amino acids. Lineage: Eukaryota; Metazoa; Mollusca; Bivalvia; Venerida; Veneridae. The record is from RefSeq and is a predicted model, not a curated record. Gene Ontology annotation, biological process: aspartyl-tRNA aminoacylation. Gene Ontology annotation, cellular component: cytoplasm; cytosol; aminoacyl-tRNA synthetase multienzyme complex. The transcript has 15 exons.
AAUUAAAUUUUCAAGGUAAAGACUACUUACUGGUCAGGUGCUGAGGCUUUGAUUGUUUUCUUCUUGAAGAACUUGGCAUUGUUCUUUCGAAAAAGGGAAUAUUUUGAGUAUAUACAUGAGGUUUACGGUUUGUAAACAGUCAACAUCGCACAGCCGUGUUUUCCGCAUUCAGCCAUUUCGCAUUGCAUUAUGGGAACGGCACGUGUAAACCGGAAGUAAACAGUGCAUGCAACCGGCUUUUGGAAAUUAAAGAAACUUUUGUUGAUUAGAGCAUAAAUACCGAGUAACAAGUAUCUAGUUUGUCACAGAUUGUUAAAAUUAAAACAUGGAAGCUAAAGGGGAAGGUGAAGGUCAGGUGUCUAAGAAAGCUCUGAAGAAACAACAGAAAGAAGCAGAAAAAGCUGCUAAAAAGGCCCAGUAUAAGAAGCAAGAAAAUAAAGAAAAUGUCGUCGAGUCUGAUGAGAAAGAUGUAUCACAGGGUUGCUAUGGUAACCUGCCACUUAUUCAAUCACAGGAGAGGAUCGACAGAAAAAUACUGCCGUUGAAAGAGUUAACUGCUGAUUUGGCCGAUACUAAAGUGUGGGUUCGGGCACGUCUCCAGACAUCCAGAAGUAAAGGAAAACAGUGUUUCUUUGUGUUGCGACAACAGAAAUGGACAGUACAAGGUUUAAUCUAUGUCACAGAAAAUGUCAGCAAACAAAUGAUCAAGUUUGUAGCUGGAAUUAACAAAGAAUCUAUCAUAGAUGUUGAGGGAUAUGUCAGGACAGUGACACAAAAAGUAGAGUCGUGUACACAACAAGAUGUAGAGCUACAUGCUGAACAGGUAUGGGUGGUUAGUGCAUCUGAGCCGAGAUUACCUUUGUUAGUAGAAGAUGCUUCUAGACCAGACUCCGAAGAUGGUUUAGCUAUUGUUCAUCAAGACACGCGACUAGACAAUCGCAUCAUAGAUCUGCGUACAACAACCAGUCAGGCUAUAUUUAGACUAGAGGCUGGAGUGUGUAAAAUAUUCAGGGAAACUUUAGAUAAAGAAGGUUUUGUGGAAUUACAUACACCUAAAAUUAUACCAGCGGCGUCAGAAGGUGGCGCUAAUGUAUUCAAAGUAUCGUAUUUUAAAGGAAGUGCAUUCCUUGCACAGUCUCCUCAGUUAUAUAAACAGAUGGCAAUAGCAGCUGACUUUGAAAAGGUUUAUACCAUAGGGGCAGUAUUUCGAGCAGAAGAUUCAAAUACACAUCGACAUCUGACCGAGUUUGUUGGUGUAGAUUUAGAAAUGUGUUUCAACUAUCAUUAUCAUGAGGUUAUAGAUGCCCUCGAUCAUCUCUUUGUCUCCAUAUUUAAAGGUCUCAGGGACAGAUACGCAGAGGAAAUAGCAACAGUCAAUAAACAGUUUCCUGCAGAACCCUUCAAAUUUUUGGAACCUAGUUUGAGGUUAGAAUACAAGGAGGGUGUGGCUAUGUUACGUGAAGCUGGUGUUGAAAUGGAGGAGGAUGAAGAUUUGAGUACACCAAAUGAAAAACUACUUGGCAGGCUAGUUAAAGCUAAGUAUGACACCGACUUCUACAUCCUGGACAAGUUCCCCCUGGCUGUACGACCUUUCUAUACCAUGCCUGAUCCUAAUAACAUUAAAUGGUCGAACUCAUACGAUUUCUUCAUGCGUGGAGAGGAGAUUAUGUCCGGUGCUCAGAGAAUUCACGACCCCAAAUUUCUGGCUGAACGUGCCAAACUACAUGAAAUUGAUCUUGAAACUAUCAAAGGAUAUAUAGAUUCAUUCAGAUAUGGAGCACCUCCCCAUGCUGGUGGUGGUAUAGGAUUGGAAAGAGUGACCAUGUUAUAUCUAGGACUUGACAAUAUUAGAAAGGCUUCGUUAUUCCCACGUGAUCCUAAACGUAUAACACCAUAGACAUUUUACCACUAUCUGGGCCCCAAUCAACAUUUGUCAUAUUUGCAAUAUGUUUUACAUGAUUUGUUUAUAGUGCUAAUGACUGUUUAAAGCAGCAUGUCUCCAGGUUUAUGCUAACUUUUGUGUAAAUUUUGAAAAUGUGUAAUAUUGUAAAGAAACCAAAAGGAAGCGAUUUACAAAUUAUCAAUUCCAUUUACAACCCAUGUAAAUUACAAAAAGAGGUUAAAUUGGCUAAAAAACAGCUUUACAUGUAAUAACACAUCAGAAAUAUAGUUAUAAGUACUGAAAAUCGGUCAUUAAUCGUACAUGUCAAUUAUUACUCGAAUCUUGAAUAUUUUGACUUUCCUGAAGUCCUUGUAAAUUUUUCUCAAGUUUGAUUUUAUUGAAAUAUUUUGGCUGAUCUGGAGGCAACCAGCUUUAAAUUACAAAAUAGAAAUAAAAGGUUAAAGGUUAUGACUAAAUUUGAUCUACACCUGAAAGUGCUACAGGCUCCUUAUGUUAAAGUUUAAUAUUUUUAUGGUUGUUUUUUUUUUUUGCUUAAAAAGUUGCUUCAUAGUAAGACCACUGUGAUUGCAGCUCUUAUAAAAAAAUGUA